This is a messenger RNA of Oryza brachyantha (malo sina), 654 nucleotides long. RefSeq names its product late embryogenesis abundant protein 47-like. The transcript is spliced from 2 exons. The record is from RefSeq and is a predicted model, not a curated record. NCBI's taxonomy places the organism in Eukaryota, Viridiplantae, Streptophyta, Magnoliopsida, Poales, Poaceae. Bases 1 to 654 code for a protein of 217 amino acids.
AUGGCGCAGCAAGCCCGACAGAGAGGAGCACGAGAAGCCCACGUGCAGCUUGACGAGCCCCGCGAACGCGGUCGUGCGCUCGACGCCGACCGGCGGCUCGUCGCUCCGGCGGACGCCUCGGGGCAGGUCGCGCACGGCGGCGGCCCCGUCGUGGUCGACGACGAGUACGACACCGAGAUCAAGAUCGGCGAGGCGCUGGAGAUGGCGGCGAGGGCAGUCGGGGACCAGCCCGUGCGCGGGUCCGACGCGGCGGCUAUACGCGCCGCGGAGGCCCGCGCGGGCGUGGCCGCCGCCGCCGCCGUCCCCGGCGGCGUCGCCGAGCAGGCGCAGGCGGCGGCGGACUCAAACGCCGGGGGCUCGCCCGGGGAAGCCAAGGUGACCAUCGCCGACGUCCUCAGGUGGAACGCGACGGCGAUGCUGUCGACGGAGAAGGCGGUGACGGAGGACGACACGGCGGCCGUGGCGGAGGCGGCGGCGAACGAGCCCGGCCCCGGCGGCGGCGCGGCGACCAGAGCACACGGGGUGAGCGCGGCGCUGGCCGCGGCGGCGAAGCACAACCGGGAGGACGCCGAGUGCCAGUCGAAGAGGAGCACGCAGCCGCGGGCAGCCGACGAACGCACGGCCGCUCUGGCCGAGCAGUUCGGCAAAAUCUAG